This is a messenger RNA of Trichoderma reesei QM6a, 495 nucleotides long. RefSeq lists its product as uncharacterized. Gene Ontology annotation, biological process: protein polyubiquitination. NCBI's taxonomy places the organism in Eukaryota, Fungi, Ascomycota, Sordariomycetes, Hypocreales, Hypocreaceae. The coding region runs from base 1 to 495 and encodes 164 amino acids. Gene Ontology annotation, molecular function: ubiquitin conjugating enzyme activity. The record is from RefSeq and is a predicted model, not a curated record. Gene Ontology annotation, cellular component: nucleus. The transcript has 2 exons.
AUGUCGAGCGCAAGAAGCGGAGCGAAGCGCCUCAUCAAAGAGCUCGAAUCCUGGCGCAAAGAGCGCAAGGACGAAAAGGGCGUGGAAAGGCUCGGCCCGAUCAACGAGGAUGAUUUGUUCGAGUGGGAGGCUGUGAUUAACGGGCGGGAUAUCGGAUCCGGCUAUGACGAAGGCCGCUGGCUCCUGCACAUCCAGAUACCGCCGCAGUACCCCCUCCAGCCGCCCAAGAUGCGCUUCGUCACGCCCAUUGUGCACCCCAACAUUGCGCUGCAGUCGGGCGAGAUCUGCCUCGACCUGCUCAAGGACAAGUGGACGCCGACGUACAGCGUGCUGCAGUGCGUGCGCGCCGUGCGCAUGCUGCUGGGGUAUCCCGAGACGGACAGCCCGCUCAACGUGGACGUGGCGGCGCUGCUGAGGGGCGGGGACGUCUUGGGGACGAGGAAGCUGGUUGAGUAUUGGUGUUCGGAGGCGGAGGGGAGGUAUGAUGGGCCUUGA